Macrosiphum euphorbiae (potato aphid) is the source of this 549-nucleotide messenger RNA. Lineage: Eukaryota; Metazoa; Arthropoda; Insecta; Hemiptera; Aphididae. The record is from the annotation of a GenBank genome assembly.
AUGACAUCAACAAAUACAUUGGAGGAAAACAUUAAUAUGUUACAACAAUAUGUUGAAUAUUUUCCAGACUUCCCUAAACCAGGAAUCUUAUAUAAGGAUAUAUUAUCAUUGUUAAACCACAGUGAUGGAAUAAAAUUGUUGGAGAAAAUAUUGAAACAAAUUUCUGAUCAACUACGUGGUAAAGUUGACUGUAUAGCGAUGUUGGAGACUCGUGGUUUUAUUUUUGCUCCAAUACUUGCUUUAGAACUCAAUGUACCAUGCAUACCUGUUAGUAAAAAAGGCAAUUUACCAGGUCCUGUCAUCGAGAUGUCAUAUAUUUUGGAAUAUGGAGAAGAUAUUUUGACAGUACAAUUAAAUAGUAUUACAAAAGGACAGAAGAUAUUCAUAGUGGAUGACUUUCUUGCAACUGGUGGUACAUUAGAAGCCGCUUCAAAGUUAAUUGAAAAAGCAGGUGGCGAAAUUGUACAAGGAUUAGUAUUGAUGGAAAAAUUAGAAUUAGAAGGACGUAAAAGAUUAAAUUUUCCAAUGAUAUCAUUAAUGUCUGAAUAA